Tachysurus fulvidraco (yellow catfish) is the source of this 2034-nucleotide messenger RNA. RefSeq names its product TATA box binding protein (Tbp)-associated factor, RNA polymerase I, B (gene taf1b). Bases 144 to 1823 code for a protein of 559 amino acids. Gene Ontology annotation, biological process: nucleolar large rRNA transcription by RNA polymerase I; RNA polymerase I preinitiation complex assembly. Lineage: Eukaryota; Metazoa; Chordata; Actinopteri; Siluriformes; Bagridae. The record is from RefSeq and is a predicted model, not a curated record. Gene Ontology annotation, molecular function: RNA polymerase I core promoter sequence-specific DNA binding. Gene Ontology annotation, cellular component: RNA polymerase I core factor complex; RNA polymerase transcription factor SL1 complex. The transcript is spliced from 15 exons.
AAUGCUGCUGUUUUGUAGUGUGUGGACGCCAUUUUGGCUUCUCCUCAUGCUUGUGUAGAUAUCUAUGAUGCUUGUGUUGAGACUUUGCAGUUAGUUUCAAAUGUGUUUGACCAAAUAGUAGCUUCCUUGUGACGUUAUUAAAGAUGGACGAAGAGAUAACUGACGGUUACAGUGAGCCAUGUGGACAGUGUGGCUCAGUCUUUUGGGGUGUUUCAGAUGAAGGGCAGUUCUUCUGUAAAAACUGCCAUAAUGUGAUUGAGAGAACCAAAGAUUUUGAGGAUACGAAUCCAAGGCUCUUCAACAGCAGGGUCUCCUCUUUAUCAGCACGCAAAAGGAAGAGGGGUGGAAAAGGAGGUGCACGAGAUUGGAUGGUAUGCGAGGGCUUUCAGUUGAUCCUUAAACUUCAGGCCGAAGCUUUCGUUAAACUCGGUGUCUGCCCUCAGUUUAAGACAGAUGUGGUAUGGAAUUUCUGGAAGCGGUACCUGCAGAAGACCAAACAGGCAUACACAAGAGAACCAGUGAACAGUAUCAGACGUUCAGUGGACUUGAGCAGUGACAGUGAGGCUGAGUCAUCUGUCAAUGAUGGCGCAUCAUGUCACACUGACCCAGUGAUGGGAGCCAGUGCAGUCUCUGGCUACUCCAGUGAUGGGAGAUCUUCAGUGUGUUCUGGCUCUGUGGAUGCCGAAUACUACUUCAGACGGAAAGAAAGCAAGAACUUGAUGAGCAUGCCUCGAACACUAGCAUUCUGCCACUUGGCUCUGCUUUGGGUCAGGGAGGCCAUCACACUGGCAGACUUGCUAAGGUUGGUGUCUAAGGGCCACAUCCCUUAUGUUAAUGUUCAUUUAUUUUUUCCUGAAGAGAUGAGGUUCUUUGGCAAGGAUGCAUUAAUCUUCAGAGUUGAGACUAUCCCCUCUUACAGAAUGGUACACAAGGAGGCAAUGGAACUGGCAGCAUUGAUCGAGCUGCCUGCUUUCCCUCCUGUAUCUCAGGAUUGCCUCCUGCACCCAGCUCUGCUCAGUCUACGAUAUUUGAUGGAUGCUAAUCUUCCUGAUAAACUUCAUACAUUGGUUUGCAAAGUAAUACAGAAAGCAGCCAUGGGGAAGGACUCCUUUCUGACCUUUGACCCUACUAGGAGAAAGCCUUAUCUUGUGUGCUACGAUCUUGAGGCUGCAGCGCUCAUUAUUGUGACCAUGAAGCUCCUUUACAGGCUGGACGAUAAGGUGGAGUGGAUGUUGGUCAGGAAAAAGACCAAAAAAGGGGGAAAUAUGUUUAAUUUGAGAAGAUGGCUUAUGAUUGUACAGCCUGCACUGGAAAGAGCUAGGAAGAAGGAAAAGCAGGCUGAGGCCAUGCGAAAGUGGAAAGCUAAGAAGCCCAUAAUUUCGUCUUUAAAACAAAAAUCCCUCGUACUAAAACGAAGACGUGUGGUUGAACAGCUCCAGAGAACUUUCCAAGCUAUUUCUGGUUCAGCUCCAGAGCAGCAAGUUUCCUCCCCAUCUACCUUCCACUUUCUUUGGGAAGACAAGGAUGGAGCUGAUGGACCCAGUCUCCUUGACAAGUGCCUGGACUGUGUGAUGAUGAAAAGGAAAAGAAAAUUGCAUAUUGUCAACCGUAAAUAUUGGCACACUGACUUGAGGAAGUGUCCAAGAGGGUGUGGAGACCAUUUCAGAGAUCUGGAGCCUACUUUGCCCAGGAUGUAUGUGUGGUUGCUUGGACUCUUCUCUUUUAUUCUUGGUGUUGAAGAUGCACAGCUGCACAGUGCAGUCGUCCAGGUGGAACGACGCCUACUGCCAGGCCGGAAAUCAGCCCCAGAAAACCCUCACUGAAUGAACACAGACAUGGCUAUAUUGAAGCAUGUCUGAGUUGAGAAGAGCUUUUUUUUCUUGUGUGGGAACAGUCAAUGUUUGCUGUUACACAUUAGGACAGCAUUGUGUGCUUUUACCUUUCUAAGGUUUAGAGUCAAUUGUGUUUUUUAUACUGUACAGUUUCAUAAAACCAUUUUUUUUCUUCAUUCAAUAAAAAAAGAAAUGGUUGAAA